Molecule: messenger RNA, 902 nt
Organism: Rhagoletis zephyria (snowberry fruit fly)
Lineage: Eukaryota; Metazoa; Arthropoda; Insecta; Diptera; Tephritidae
Gene: Polr3F
Product: RNA polymerase III subunit F
Biological process (GO): transcription by RNA polymerase III
Cellular component (GO): RNA polymerase III complex
Source: RefSeq, a predicted model, not a curated record
UAUUUCAGCAGUAAAAAUUAUGGCUGCAAACGAUAUUUCUCAUGAAAUAUUGGCCAUCAUUCAAGGAAUCCCAACAGGUGCCACGAAUGAUGAUCUAGUCAAGGGCUUAUCUGAUGUGCCAGCUCAAGCCCGACUAGAUGGUUUGAAUAAGCUACUCCAACAGGGUACAAUCGAGUUACUAAAGAAGGGUGAUAGACUCAUAUAUCGCGCAAAGGAUCCGAAAAAGAGCGCACUGCCAAAAGAUGCUGACAACGAGGAGAAAAUUAUAUAUGGAAUUAUUGAGGAAGGCGGCAAUAAGGGCAUUUGGAUACGCGACAUACGCAUGCAGUCGAAUCUGAAUAUGACACAGUUAAAUAAGAUUCUGAAAAACUUGGAAACAAAAAAGCUGAUCAAGGCAGUUAAAUCAGUUAAUGCAAGUAAAAAGAAAGUUUAUAUGCUGUAUAACUUGGAACCAGAUCGCUCAGUAACUGGAGGCGCCUGGUAUCAGGAUCAAGAUUUUGAAGCUGAGUUCGUGGAUGUGCUCAAUCAGCAAUGCUUAAGGUUUCUGCAGAUGACACGUGAAAAUGCUGAAAAGAAGCGUGAAGGGCCCCUACCCCUAAAACGGUUGUCCUGUUGCACUGUCAAGGAGGUGCAUAAGUUCAUCUCAGACUUGGGUAUAAGUAAGGUCCACCUAGACGAGGAUGAUUUGGAAACAAUAUUGAAAACUGUCGUUUACGAUGGCAAUGCGGAGCGUAUUAUGAUGCAGAAUGGUUCUUAUGUCUAUCGUGCUAUCAACGCACCUCUGGCUGCUCCCGGACUAGUACAAAUGCCAUGUGGUAUUUGUCCAGUCAUUCGGAAUUGCUCGAAAUGUGGUGAUGUGACUCCAAAUAAAUGCGUUUAUAUGGCCGAAUGGCUAGAUUGAA